AUGGCCUCAAUACACCCGAGUAAAGCGUCCAAGCGCCUCCUCAUCUUCCAAGAAACGCGCGACCCCCAAAGCCCCACCCAGAAUGUCUAUCUCGCCGUCAACAAACUCGGGCUGCCCAUCUGCGGCGCGGGGCCCGAGUUGCCGUCCGUUCUGGAACUGCCGUUGAGGAUUCUCAGGGCGUUUACGGAGAUUUUUAAUCAGCCGAAGUAUAAGGGGUGGGCUAUCGUGGGUGCGGGGCCGUAUCACGAUACCUCGGAGGAAGGGAAGUACUAUGCUGUCGUGCUAGAGCAGAUCCAGCCAAUGGAGUCGGCGGGGGUGAUGGUUCAAGGGUAA
This is a messenger RNA of Aspergillus heteromorphus CBS 117.55, 333 nucleotides long. RefSeq lists its product as uncharacterized. NCBI's taxonomy places the organism in Eukaryota, Fungi, Ascomycota, Eurotiomycetes, Eurotiales, Aspergillaceae. The transcript has 2 exons. Bases 1 to 333 code for a protein of 110 amino acids. The record is from RefSeq and is a predicted model, not a curated record.